Messenger RNA from Punica granatum (pomegranate), 1790 nucleotides. Lineage: Eukaryota; Viridiplantae; Streptophyta; Magnoliopsida; Myrtales; Lythraceae. The record is from RefSeq and is a predicted model, not a curated record.
AUUCGGUACGCAGAAAGAUCUGCUCGAGGAGGAGGAGGGCUCAGCUCAGCAGAGGUGGAGACAGUGAGUCACGUACAGCGCAACAGACCCAAGCAAAACCUAUCUCAGGUGAGCCACCGCACCAGCUCGCUCCUGAAGUUCUGGGCACUCUUCCUUCUCCCUCAGAACUCCAUUUCCGUUUCUGGGUGUCGCUCAGAAUCUGAUCUUUCGCCUUCUGCCAACCGCGCUUUUGGCAGGGAAUAAGAUGGCAGCGACGUCAGCUGCAACCCUGUCUAUCGGGUCAACUGUCUCCUUCGGCCCAAAAGCUGCAGCCCUCCAACAACCAAAGUCCAUGGGUGUUAAGCUCACCAACCUGACCUCGUUCACGAGGUUCAGUGGCCUCAAAGCGGCGGGUUCUGUGAACUGUGAAGCGGAGUCGUCGUUCUUGGGAAAGGAGAGUAACUCUGCUCUUAGGAGCUCCUUUGCUCUAAGAGCCCAAAAGCAGCAAGGCCGGAGCUCUCACUAUCAUCUCCAGCCCCAAGCUUCCUUCAAAGUGGCUAUCCUCGGAGCUGCUGGAGGAAUAGGCCAGCCUCUUGCUCUCCUUAUCAAGAUGUCUCCGCUAGUCUCCACUCUUCACCUCUAUGAUAUUGCAAAUGUGAAGGGGGUUGCUGCUGAUCUCAGCCACUGCAACACUCCCUCUCAAGUAGUCGACUUCACUGGAACCUCCGAGCUAGCGAGCUCCCUGAAAGGAGUAGACGUAGUGGUCAUUCCUGCUGGAGUUCCAAGGAAGCCUGGGAUGACUCGUGAUGAUCUUUUCAAUAUCAAUGCUAAUAUCGUCAAGAGCUUGGUCGAGGCUGUCGCCGAUAACUGCCCAGAAGCCUUCAUCCACAUGAUCAGCAACCCUGUCAACUCCACAGUCCCAAUCGCUGCAGAGGUUCUGAAGCAGAAGGGUGUUUAUGACCCGAAGAAGCUCUUUGGGGUCACAACCCUUGAUGUUGUGAGAGCAAACACAUUCGUUGCCCAGAAGAAGAACUUGAAACUGAUCGACGUGGACGUGCCAGUGGUUGGUGGACAUGCUGGAAUUACUAUCCUGCCCCUACUGUCGAAGACAAGGCCCUCAGUGAGUUUCACUGAUGAAGAGAUUCAGGAGCUGACUGUGAGGAUCCAGAAUGCCGGUACUGAGGUUGUGGAGGCGAAGGCUGGCGCAGGUUCUGCCACGCUAUCCAUGGCGUACGCGGCGGCGCGAUUUGUGGAGUCUUCUUUGAGGGCUUUGGAUGGAGAUGGAGAUGUCUAUGAGUGCUCUUAUGUUCAGUCAGAUCUGACCGACCUCCCAUUCUUUGCAUCGCGGGUGAAGCUCAGUAACAAAGGGGUUGAAGCUCUCAUCUCAUCGGACCUCCAGGGCUUGACUGAGUAUGAGCAGAAAGCCCUCGAUGCGCUUAAACCCGAACUAAAGGCCAGCAUAGAGAAAGGUGUCACUUUUGUUCAGAAACAAGCUGUUGCUGCCUAAGAUCGAGUUCGUCAGGUAUACUGGAGGCUCCAAGUCAUAUGACAAUAAGUGCUUGGAAGAAAUCAUGCGAGUUGGCUGUUUUGAUGCGGACUAACCAUUGGAUCUGUGUUUCUUCCCCCCCCUUUUUGUAGAAGAGAGCUUUCAAUAUUUCUCCCUUUUGUUUGAACUUUUUGAGGCGCUUGGGAUUUUAAUCUAGAAUUUAUUAUGCCUGGUGUUUCAGUUUCACAUCGAUAAAAUUUUCUUCUCGUGUAUAUGCUCGGAGAUUUAUGAUGGCGAAGCAAAGAUCGAAGAUAGUAUUACUUCA